This is a messenger RNA of Drosophila erecta, 798 nucleotides long. RefSeq lists its product as uncharacterized. Bases 51 to 659 code for a protein of 202 amino acids. Lineage: Eukaryota; Metazoa; Arthropoda; Insecta; Diptera; Drosophilidae. The transcript has 3 exons. The record is from RefSeq and is a predicted model, not a curated record.
CGAAUUGUUUAGCGGCAUUUAUUCCAGUAAUCUACUGAAAUCGCUCGAGAAUGGCGUAUAUUCGAAAUUUUCUGAAUUCCCCAAUUGGCUGGACGCGACUUAAUGAGAAUAUCAAUGAAAUAAAGGGACUGACUAGCUGCUUUUAUUUCUUCAGCUUGAAAACGGGCUGCAAAAUGAUAGCCGUCUUCGAAGCCGUGGUAAGUGUGUUGCAAAUGUUCACCCUUCACAUGACGGAGCUGGAGAUCAAGACCACAACUACGGAGUCACCGGAUUCCCUGCUGGUCACCAGGGAACCGGACGGAGAUAUGCUAGGACCCAAUACCAUGAUGCCGAUGUUUGAAAGCAACCUCUACUUCCAAAGAGCACUGUGCUCGUUGACUGUCUUCAGAUCCUUGCUGCUUAUUAUAGGUGCUGAAUGUAGUCACCUAUCCUGUCUCGUCCUUUGGAUUUGCAUUGCGGUUAUAACCUUGUUAAUUAGCACUUGUAUUGAUAUCAUGCAAUACGGCGACCUGCCGACUCUCUUCAUUUCCACUAUUUCAAUUUUUCUUGAAAUCUAUUUCUGCGCAGUGGUUGCCUCCUUGGUUUUGAAAUUGCAGAAAAAACUUCGUCGUAACGUGGAAGAAUCGGAAGUCCUUUACACGCGCAACGAGGAAGUUUAAUUAGUGCAAGAUAAAUUAAUUAUACUUUAAAAUUUGCAAGCUCCUACUUACAAUUAUUUAAUUUUAACUUGGGUUGUUGCAUUACUAAAUAGAAAAAGCAUGUACUCAUAUAAAUUCAGAGAAAAUACACAAUACACUG